AAGCCUUUGAAUGGGCUGGAUCCUGGAAUUAGACUGCAGGGCUUCCAUUGGGCUUAGACCUGGCAGCAGCAUGCAAACAAAUCGGUGAACCGCUGCGGCCUGUCAAACCCCCACCCUUGUAGCCACCAGUACCACCAACCCAGCUUUGAGGGGGAUUCCAGACACUUCCACUCUACGCCAAACGCCAUGGAUUUCCUGCUACCCAUAAGAAGUCAAAACAUGAUAGCAUACUCCAGCUCUGCUCCUCUUCUGGGCCCUCACAGCAGCAGCACCAGGCACCACUACCAGUGCAUCAAGAGAAAGCUGCGGCCCGGUCGGAUUCUAGGUUUUGUCAUCAGCCUGGCCGCUGUCUGCACAGUCUGUUCAUGGAGUGCCUUGUCACUGGUCACAACAGUGGCCAAUGAGCUGGAAUCGGCCGAUAAGGGCUCAGCAGGGGCAGCGUUACCCCAAAGAACUCUCCUGCAGCACCGCAACCUCUCAGCAGCACAAGAGGACACACCACAGGCCAUGGAAUCAUCUUCUGUGCUAGAAAUGAAUCAUGGAGACUAUCCAACGGACUACUUCAGCGUGGAUGAGAGACGCCAGGGCUUUGUGGCAUUUCAUAUGUUUGGCAUGUUGUACAUGUUCAUAGCCUUAGCCAUAGUGUGUGAUGAAUUCUUUGUCCCCGCGCUCACUGUCAUCACAGAGAAGCUGGAGAUCUCUGAUGAUGUAGCAGGAGCCACCUUCAUGGCAGCAGGAGGCUCAGCCCCAGAGCUCUUCACCUCUGUCAUAGGAGUCUUUGUCUCCCACAGUAACGUGGGAAUUGGUACCAUUGUGGGCUCUGCUGUCUUCAACAUCCUGUUUGUGAUAGGGAUGUGCGCCCUGUUCUCCAAAGAGGUGCUGAACCUCACCUGGUGGCCUCUGUUCAGAGACGUCUCGUUCUAUAUCAUUGGCUUGCUCAUGCUCAUCUAUUUCUUUCUGGAUAAUCAAAUCACGUUGACGGAAAGUAUCAGUCUGCUUUUGUGCUACACCUUCUAUGUGACAUUCAUGAAGUUCAAUGCCAAAGUCGAAUUUGCCAUCAAGAGCAUGCUGGGCAGCAACCAGGUGGACGGGCUGGAUGAGGCACCAAAGGUGAAUGAACCGGGAGACGACGAGAACAAGCUGACGGCCAAACCCAGACUGCAGAGGGAAGGCAGCUGUGCUUCUCUACACAACUCGCUGAUGAGAAACAGCAUCUUCCAGCUCAUGAUUCACACCCUGGACCCCCUCAGUGAUGAAGGGCGUUUCAAAGAGAAGGCGUCAAUCCUUCACAAAAUGGCCAAGAAGAAGUGCAAAGAAGACGCUGCAAGUGCCAAUGGUGUAGCAGAUAAAAACAUCCCCAACAGUUCAAAUGUGGCAGUAGAAGUCACGCCGCCCAUGAACGGUGUUGCAGGAGGAGAAGAGGACGGUGACGAAGAGGAAGAUGAAGACCAGCCUCUGAGCCUCGCCUGGCCAGACACCAACAGGAAACGGCUCACAUACCUCUUGAUCUUUCCCAUAGUCUUUCCUCUUUGGCUCACGCUGCCUGAUGUCAGGAGAGAGACUUCAGAAAGGUUCUUCCCCAUCACUUUCAUCGGCUCCAUCUGCUGGAUCGCUUUCUUCUCUUACCUGAUGGUGUGGUGGGCUCACCAGGUUGGAGAAACUUUCUGGAUCACAGAGGAGAUCAUGGGUUUGACCAUUUUAGCAGCUGGAACUUCUAUCCCUGACCUCAUCACCAGCGUGAUUGUAGCACGAAAAGGCCUCGGUGACAUGGCCGUGUCUAGCUCUGUGGGCUCCAACAUCUUUGACAUCACUGUGGGUCUGCCGUUCCCCUGGCUACUCUACAACAUCAUCAAUGACUUCAAGCCGGUAGAGGUGAGCAGCAACGGCCUGUUCUGCGCCAUCGUGCUACUCUUCCUCAUGCUCCUCUUCGUCAUCAUGUCCAUCGCGGCUUGCAAGUGGAAAAUGAGCAAGUUUUUGGGCUUCCUCAUGUUCUUGCUCUACUUCGUCUUCCUCAUCGUCAGCGUCAUGCUGGAGGACAAAAUUAUCGUCUGUCCCGUCACCGUCUGAUGAAAGGGAAUCCAGACAGACAGAAAUUAAGCAUAACUGUGCUCGUGUCAAUCAUGGUUUCUUAUAGGAGUGCAGCACGUGGCACAAACUUUCUUUUCUCUGUCCCACAUACACACGAUAGAGGACUGCAUACUGCACACACACAGACAUACAAAUACACACACGCACACACAUACACACACAAACUGUUGGUGUUAGCUAGGCAGAGGCCAUGAGUUAAAUCAGCCUUGCAGCUUCAGGCCUACCUUUCUUUCACAGACUUUAUGCCACCUAAUAUGAAAGACUCUCGUCGUACCAUGUGACUACAUCCAUAUGCCACUAUUGGUUGAACCUGCUGAUGGACACUGAAUGGAAAUCUGGGAUGGAAAUAUCAAUCGUAAAAAUACAGCUUUUUUGUUUGUUUUUUGGGGCUUUUUCAACUGAAGGACUGUGUGGCAGAAUAAGAAGAUCAUCCACUACUAAUGGAAGCAGCCAAGACAAGCAGAUAAACUGAGUAUGAAGGGUCAAAAAAACGUUUUUUUUUUUAAUUUUUUUUAUUUCGAACACCACCUGGAGAGAUCAAUGAAAUCGUGUCAUGGAAAUAAAGAAAGGGCUCAGACAAGACAAAAGUGUGAUAGCUGCUUUGUAGAAGCUUAGAUUUUAAACCAUGUCCACUCCACCACAGGUAUGAAUUUGCAAUGUCAUGAAAAGAAAAAUAUUCAGUGUUAAUAAUUUGAGGUCAUAUUUGUCAGAAAUUGUAAUGAUGUUGUAAAUCCCACUCAUAAAUAUCUAUAAUAGGCUGCACUAAAUGCUAAAUGUUUAUUACUAAACUGGUGAAACAGGUUUUUAAUGUGUCUGCUGACAUCUUUAUAUAAUCCUGCUAUUUAAUUUGGGUUUUUCUUACAGUAAGCUUUUGAACAUGACUUUAUCUGUUCUGGCUGCCUUUACAUGCACCACUUUAGAGAGGGUUACUUCAGUAUUACGAUUGAUGCAGUUUGAACAACAAAUGGUGGACUAAAGAUUAGUGUUCUCUGUUGUAUUUUAAACAUAAAAGUUUUUUUUAAUUACGUGUCUAUAAAAGGGACACUUCAGUAUCACGGAGUUUCUGCUGCAAUGUUUUGGUGUAAAACUGCUCACGUACUGUAUGAAAUAACACAGAUUAUUGUGUUAUUUCUGUUUUUGUUCAGCUAGUGAAACAAUACUGAAUGAAAAGCAUGCAAUUUUACAACACUAGCAUCCUUCUGUGGUUGUAUUUCCAUUCGAAUAUUACCGAAAUUUUCAGAAAGGGAAAUAAAGAUGUAUAGAAAAAUGCAAGUUAAAGAUUAAUUCAAUAAAAGUGUACCUGUA
Acanthochromis polyacanthus (spiny chromis) is the source of this 3393-nucleotide messenger RNA. It is a transcript of the gene slc24a2b, whose product is annotated as solute carrier family 24 member 2. The transcript has 9 exons. Lineage: Eukaryota; Metazoa; Chordata; Actinopteri; Pomacentridae. The record is from RefSeq and is a predicted model, not a curated record. Gene Ontology annotation, cellular component: membrane. Gene Ontology annotation, molecular function: calcium, potassium:sodium antiporter activity; calcium channel activity. Bases 187 to 2067 code for a protein of 626 amino acids. Gene Ontology annotation, biological process: intracellular calcium ion homeostasis; long-term synaptic potentiation; calcium ion transmembrane transport.